Molecule: messenger RNA, 780 nt
Organism: Exophiala xenobiotica
Lineage: Eukaryota; Fungi; Ascomycota; Eurotiomycetes; Chaetothyriales; Herpotrichiellaceae
Exons: 1
Coding region: 1-780 (259 amino acids)
Molecular function (GO): oxidoreductase activity
Source: RefSeq, a predicted model, not a curated record
AUGUCUCCUGCACGAUUCACCAACAAACUUAUCGGCCAGCGGGUUCUCCUGGUUGGCGGUACAGGAGGAGUUGGAGUCAGUGUUUCUCAGGGCCUCAUCGAGUUUGGUGCCACCGUUAUUCUAUCUUCCUCCCGAGAAGAAAAGGUCAGCACCGUUUGCGCUGCUCUGGUCAACGACUAUCCCGAAGCCAAAGACCGGGUAUUUGGUUUCGCUUGUGACCUGGCCAGUCCCAACGUCGAAAGGAAUGUCGAAGAGCUAUUCAGGAAGGUCGGCGAGGUCGAUCACAUCGUGUACAUGGCUGGCGACCGCUUGCCUAUGGUCCCACUGGAGGAGGUCACGCUCGAGAAAUGGCAAAAGUGCAACCAAGUCCGCACCAUUGCCGCCAUCCUCGUGGUCAAGAUCGGAAGCAGAUACAUGAAGAAAGACCGACACUCGUCGAUUGUCCUUACUGGUGGCUCCAUUUCGGAGAAGCCAAUUGCUGGCGGGUGGUCGAUGCUGUCCCUGAUCGGAGCAGGGAUCAAUGGUCUGGCAAGGCAACUCGCUUUCGAUCUCGCUCCGGUUCGAGUCAAUGCAGUCGCCCCCGGGAUCAUCGAGACGGACUUGUGGCAAGGAAUGGGCGAGGAAGGGAAAAGGGCGUUCUUUGCAGAUCAUGAAAGCAAGAUCCCUACUGGAAAGGUUGGACAACCAGAGGACUUGGCCGAGGCGUAUCUUUAUUGUCUGAAGGACUUGAACGCGACGGGGAUUGUUGUGCAUUCCAACAGUGGGACAUUCCUGAUGUGA